UGAGCGCCGGUCGUGAACCCCGCUGCUCCCGAGGGAGAGGGAAGAGCAUACUGUUGGAGUUUGGCCAGCCAGCGAUUGGCAGCGAUGGCGGCGCAUUAUUCCUCUCAUUCCCAUCCGACGUGCUUCCUGCUGCUGAUGAUUGUGUGCUCGUCAUUCCAGUGGAUGCUGGGACAGGUCUGGCUGGCUGCCGGCGCACACACAACAGCCUCAAAGCACGCCUGCCUGCACGGCUGCCUAGAUCUGUGACCUCUAUCUCUGAUUGAUCUGCUUGUGUGUUUGUGUGGCUGCUGCAGGCGGCCUUGGAGUUUCAGGCGUUUCGGUUGCUGCAGUACCAGGCGUCUGGCGAGAUGUUUGGCAGCUGGAGAUCGGCACUCAACGGAAUGGCACAUCGAAUAGGUCAGACACUCAAACAAACAGCCCAGGCAGGCGGCAGGCAGUCUCCUGUGUGCGACCUGCAUUGGCCCUUGAUCGAUCUGUGUGUGUGUGUGUGUGUGUGUCCCCUACCCCUACACAACAGGUACUGGUAGGAGUAUAAAUGGUUCGUUAAGUCGUGAGUUGAUGCGUAAGAUCGUGGUGCUGCGGCUGGCGGAGCUGACUCACCAGUUCCUCGAGGAGUUCCUGGACCAGGUGCAGGCCAGCGGACUCGUCAUCCUGCUGCCCCCGCCUGACCAGGAAAGCCAACCACCGCACCCUUGCCCCUCUACCUCCCUCACGCACACCCAUCCAUGUGUGUGUGGGCGGUUGUCAACCAGGUGACGGCCGAGCAGGUGAUGGAGUUCAAGGUGAUCGAGCAGUUCCUGGUGCGUCAGCAGAUCCCCAUGGCCGUCUACUUCGUGUACGAGACUCCGGAGCUGCUGGCGCUCUACGACGAGCUGCCGGCCAGUGAAGGCGGCGGGAGGGCCGCCGGACCUCAACACACCAAUUGGCUCAAGGACCAGAUACAGCUCGUGGUACGCAUGGGAUGGGUGGACCAACACACACGCAGAGCAGAGCAGAGCAGGGGUGGGUCGGUCCAUUGCUUGCCCCUGUGUGUGUGUGUGUUUGUUUGUUUGUUUGUGUAGGCCAAGUUGGGCGAGGCGACGCCGAUCAAGCCGCUGGAGGGGGAGAACCUCUAUGUGAGCGGACAAAGCAGGGAACCAAACAUCACUCACUCACCAGAUUGCUGGAUGGGUGGAUAAAUGCUGUCUGUGUCCCUCACACAUGCAGGGUUUCCUUCACGGCCAGUCCAAUGUGACCAGGUCGACAUGGCAGACCAACCUCCCCACCAUCGCCAUCGUGGCCUCAUACGACGCAUUCGGGGGCGCACCGGUGAGGAAACUGACACACCAACGAACCAAUCCCUCACCAUCACACGGCCACGGCCCCUUGUGUCAUGUAGAGUCUUGCGAUGGGUGCCGACGGCAACGGCAGCGGCCUGAUCGCCGCCCUCGAGCUGGCUCGUCUGUUCCGGAAGCUGUACGACACGCUCAAGCAGGGCCCUUACAACCUGCUGUUCCUCCUGACCAGCGGCAGCGUGUCCAACUUCAGGGGGAGCGACUUCUGGCUGAGCAAGAGCGACGCCCGCACACUGGACUUGAUCGAGAUCGCCAUAUGCCUUGACAGCAUUGGGGACGGGGAGGGGCUGAGGCUGCAUGUGUCGAGGCAGCCCAAGGAUGAGAAGGUCAAGAAAUUCGUCGAGGUGAGAUGGAUGACAUAUAUCCAGGGGAGGGGGGAAGAAUGAAUUGAUGUAAGGUUCUCUCUCUGUGUUGUGUACGGGUGUCGGUGUGUGAACAUUCAGCGGAUGAGGGCUGUGGCUGAGCGGAUGAAGAUCGACUUCGAUCUCAAGACCAAAAAGAUCAAGUACCCGGCAACAGCAACAGCGACACGUGCCUGUUCUGUCUGUGUGUGAUCUGCAACUCUCUCUGGGCGUCCUUUCGUUCCUUGUCUGGUUGGUCAGAAUCAACGAUCCUGUGGUGCCAUGGCAACAUGAACAGUUCGCACGGUGAGGGAGGGAGGGAGGGAGGGAGGGCGGGCGGGAGGGAGGGAGCGACCUGAACGCCAGCAAGACUAGCAUUCCUAUUUGCCUGUUGGUGCGUGGCGUGCAUAUGUCGGUCGGUUGCUCAGAUACAAGGUGGCGAGCGGCACCUUGUCCCAUGUCAGGGGUGAGACAUACCCAGCAACAGCACACCCAUCUGAACCCGUGUGCAUGAUACCGUAUUGUGCCUUCAGAGCCGGCACCAAUCUUCAUACGCAGCUCGCUCUUCGACCAAGAGUGAGCUGCCACGCACCGACACACACACACGAACAAGGGGCAACUUGUGUCUUCUCCGUGGUCGGUUUUGUUGCCUCAGCUUCUCGGACGCGGCGAGGGCACGUCUGAUGCACCGCAUCCGGUUUGUGGCGGAGACGCUCGCACUGCACAUAUACGGCAUAGACGACACCGACAUUGAGGUCGACUAAUCACCACAGAGAACACGCCUUCUCACAAACCAUGUGGCUGCCUGUCUGUCUGUCUGUCUGUGCGUGUGUGGUGUAGGUGUUUGAGGGCACCUUGUCUGUGAAUGAGGACUACAUCAGGUCGUGGCAGCGGCUGCUGUCCACCACGCCCAGGUUCUACCCCUUGCUCAAACCCAAAUCACCCUUCAUGCUGCAGCUCGAAGAGGUAAGUACUAACAACUUUGAGGAUCGGCAGCUGCAAUCCUUCAUGUCUGCGUCUGGAUGGUGUGUUGUGUGUGUUGUGUGUGUGUGUGUGUGUAGGCGCUAGGGGGUUACCUGAAGGAGGUGCAGCGGCAGGCCUUCAUCGCGCCCAGCGAAGUCAACACCUACUACACGGUACGCCCCUCUUCUCUCUCCAAACCACAUCAUGAUGUAGUGUCUGUCUAAGGGUGUUUGGCGUUGCCGAUUGUCUGCAGGACUUCCCUGUGAGCAUCAAGGCGCAUCGGACAAAACCCGUGUGGUUCGAUUUCCUCUACUUGGUGCUCAACCUCAUCUACCUCAUGGGCCUUUACGUCGUCCUCAAAGGGCCAAAGAACAUCGACUGGGCCAAACUACUCGGUCUGUGAGCUGCCUGCACUCAACCGCCCACCCAUAUCCACCCCUCCACCACUCCACCGAUCCAUCGGCUGUGUGUUUGGUGCAGACGUGAGCUCGUUGCCGAAGAAUCUGCCAUCCCUUGGCGGCACUGGCAGCGGAGGCAAGACGGCCGGCUCCAAGAAGAGCAAACAUGCAUAGGUGUACUACGUGAUGCGAUGCCGCGUGUGCGUGAGUGAAUGUCGGCAUAUGGAUGGAUACAUGUGUUGGUUCGACGCAAUGGGCGGAACAUACACACAUGUGUCUGGUGUGCACCAUGAUGGGCGGGCUUUUCUUGGUUGGCCAGAGGAGAGGGGGGGGGGGGGG
Molecule: messenger RNA, 3375 nt
Organism: Vitrella brassicaformis
Lineage: Eukaryota; Vitrellaceae
Source: the annotation of a GenBank genome assembly